AUGCCCCCGACGGCGUCCACGUCGUCCCCCGCUCCCGCUGCUACUCCUCCGCCUCCAGACGAGCGGAUCCCUCUUUCCUCCGUUCCCGACUUGGUGAAGCUCUUCCCGCCGCUCAUACAAGACGUGCUGGGAGACGAAACAGCCCGGGGAGAUGCCGGCGCCUAUCACGACGAGUUGGAGCAGCUGUAUUGGAUGUACUCGGGAUGGGAGGAAGUCCUCGAGGACUACAAGCGAGACAGUCAGGAUUACACCGCAAAGGAGGAACAGUUCAAUGCAGACGAAGUGCGAGCUGCACACGGCACCAUGCGGGACUGGGGGCGGGUGCAGGCAAGGCGGCCUCAACUGGAGGAAUCGCGGCGCGAGUUGCGGAUUCGAGCGCAAGGACCCGCAGGGCUCGCCAAACUACGCGAGUCCCACCUUGCCCAGCAUCCAAUGCUCGAUCCAGCCCAACGCCUUUCUGCUUUGCCGAGCGUCAACAGCCGUCGCGGAGGAUUCGCUAGACUGGCGAACCUAGUUGCAAAGCCACUACAUGCUUUGCUCGGCACUUCCGCCGUCCGCAUUUGA
Molecule: messenger RNA, 564 nt
Organism: Rhodotorula toruloides NP11
Lineage: Eukaryota; Fungi; Basidiomycota; Microbotryomycetes; Sporidiobolales; Sporidiobolaceae
Exons: 2
Coding region: 1-564 (187 amino acids)
Source: RefSeq, a predicted model, not a curated record